Linum tenue is the source of this 297-nucleotide messenger RNA. The record is from the annotation of a GenBank genome assembly. NCBI's taxonomy places the organism in Eukaryota, Viridiplantae, Streptophyta, Magnoliopsida, Malpighiales, Linaceae.
AUGGUCUCCGAAAACUGCAACGCGGAAUGGGAUCUGUCGUUAAGCGAGCUCUUCCACCGUCCCGCCCCCAGAAAACGGUGGCGACUCAGUUCAGAAGGAAACCCUCCUUCCGCCAUCAGCAAACUCGGAGACGACCUCCUCGUCGAGAUUCUGAUUAGCCUCCCCAAUCCCAGAUCCGCCUUCCUCUGCAAACCCGUCUGCAAGCUGUGGAGCUCCCUCAUCUUCGAUCCCAGCUUCAGUCGUCGUUUCGUUGCUCGCUACCAGAGCAUGAACCUGAACCAAUCGCCGUUUCAGUGA